UUGCAUAUCCCAUCCUCAAAUUAAACAAAUGGGUUCCUCGGUUUGCUUUAUUUUCCUUCUUUUCUCAUAUGCAAAUGCUCUCAAGCUGUGUGAUCGCUGUUUCAAUCAUGCAGGUGUAGGCCAUACCAACUUUCCCCCUGGACAGGAGUAUGCAGAUUUUACUUGUUAUUUAAGCGAUUCUGAGGCUUCACAACUGUCUGGCGGACACAUUGCUGCUGUUUCUGAUUCUUUCUAUGAGCGGGGAGUUGUGUGCGGUAAAUGCUAUCAGAUAAGAUGCACAGACAAAGAUCUGUGUAAUAGCAAAAGAAUUAAAGUGACAGUUACACGCCUUAGUAGAAAUCCUAACAAGGGAGAGUUCAUCCUCAACAAGGAAGCAUUCAAUGACUUGGCUAAGAAGGGCAAGGAAAGACAACUUUCAAAACUAUCUAAAGUUAUCUCGGAAUAUAAAAGUAUACCAUGUGUUUAUCAAAAUCAUAACUUAACAUUACGUCUCACCGGAUAUCAAUCAGACGACAAUGGUUGGAUAAUGGUUCGGACUCUUUUCCAAGGUGGUCAGACAGAGAUCAAGGACAUUGUUAUAUUUGGGGAUAAUGCAUCAGAUAAGGUACAUAUGAGGUGGGUAGAUGGUGGGCAAUGGCAGGCAUUGAGGGUCCCAGCUGGUAAUCUAACAUUUGCAUUGACGGUGGAGAAUAAUCUUACAUGGGUCACCCAUUACUGGAAGUCACACAUGCGUCCUCAGGACAUGGUCGCUGGCUACUACGACACAGGAAUUUUAAUUACUGAAAUUCAACCCGAGUUAUGUGAGAAGUGUGAUAAUUAAUUCCAAUCUCAACUUUUUUGUCGUUUUUUGUGAAAGCGAAUACUAGGCAUGACUCAAGUAUUAAGUGCUUAACAACUGGAGUACUGGACUAAAUGUUAUUAGAUUAAGAGUGUGUUUGGAUUGAGGGAUUUGGAGGAAGGGGAAGGGGGAUU
Messenger RNA from Tripterygium wilfordii, 972 nucleotides. Its product is annotated as expansin-like A3. Bases 29 to 820 code for a protein of 263 amino acids. The transcript has 5 exons. The record is from RefSeq and is a predicted model, not a curated record. NCBI's taxonomy places the organism in Eukaryota, Viridiplantae, Streptophyta, Magnoliopsida, Celastrales, Celastraceae.